This is a messenger RNA of Phragmites australis (common reed), 2019 nucleotides long. Its product is annotated as cytochrome P450 CYP73A100-like. Gene Ontology annotation, molecular function: heme binding; iron ion binding; monooxygenase activity. The coding region runs from base 224 to 1822 and encodes 532 amino acids. NCBI's taxonomy places the organism in Eukaryota, Viridiplantae, Streptophyta, Magnoliopsida, Poales, Poaceae. The transcript has a single exon. The record is from RefSeq and is a predicted model, not a curated record.
ACCCAGUUUCCAUGCUCGGCACACAGAUUUCCGCUCGAAACCAAGGAAUUCGCCGGCAUCUGCUCGUGCCCGGCCGUUUCCCACCCUCACCAACCAAGCCGCCCCCGGCGUUAUAUAACCACGGCACGGACCACACCUCCAAACCAACAGCCAAGCAGCCAACACAUCACCAACCAAGACUCGCGGUCUCUCGCACAUAACAAAGUGGUCAGCAGAGCACAGCAUGGCGGUGUCAGCGGCCAGGGUGGCCGUCGCCACGGCCGCCUCCUUAGCCGUGCACUGGCUCGUCAAGUCGUUCCUCCAGGCGCAGCACCCCGCGCUGAGCCUACUGCUUCCGGCGGCCGUCUUCGUCGGCAUUGCUGCCGUGGGCGGGAAGAGCGGCGAUGGCGGCAACGCGCUGCCGGGGCCGGCGGCCGUGCCGGUGUUCGGCAACUGGCUGCAGGUGGGCAACGACCUGAACCACCGGUUCCUGGCGCACCUGUCCGCGCGGUACGGGCCUGUGUUCCGUCUCCGGCUCGGGGUGCGCAACCUGGUGGUGGUGUCGGACCCGCGGCUGGCCACGGAGGUGCUGCACACCCAAGGGGUGGAGUUCGGCUCCCGCCCGCGGAACGUGGUGUUCGACAUCUUCACGGCCAACGGUGCCGACAUGGUGUUCACCGAGUACGGCGAGCACUGGCGCCGCAUGCGCCGCGUCAUGACGCUGCCAUUCUUCACGGCCCGCGUCGUGCAGCAGUACAAGGCCAUGUGGGAGGCAGAGAUGGACGACGUCGUCUCCGACCUCAACGCUAACGCGGUGGCGCAGGGCGCCGGCGUGGUCGUGCGGCGCAGGCUGCAGCUCAUGCUGUACAACAUCAUGUAUCGCAUGAUGUUCGACGCGCGGUUCGAGUCCGUGGAUGACCCCAUGUUCGUCGAGGCAACCAAGUUCAACUCCGAGCGCAGCCGCCUCGCCCAGAGCUUCGAGUACAACUACGGCGACUUCAUCCCCAUCCUGCGGCCAUUCUUGCGCGGCUACCUCAACAAAUGCAGGGACCUGCAGAGCAGGAGGCUCGCCUUCUUCAACAACAACUACGUCGAGAAAAGAAGGAAGGUGAUGGGCACGCCGGGGGACAAGAACAAGCUCAGGUGCGCCAUCGACCACAUCCUCGAAGCAGAGAAGAACGGCGAGAUCACGCCGGAGAACGUCAUCUACAUCGUCGAGAACAUCAACGUCGCAGCCAUCGAGACGACUCUCUGGUCCAUCGAGUGGGUGCUGGCCGAGGUCGUGAACCACCCGGCCGUGCAGCGCAAGGUCCGCCACGAGAUCAAGGACGUCCUCGGCGACGACGAACCCAUCACCGAGUCCAACAUCCACAAGCUCCCAUACCUGCAGGCAGUGAUCAAGGAGACGCUGCGUCUCCACUCCCCCAUCCCGCUCCUCGUCCCGCACAUGAACUUAGAGGAGGCAAAGCUCGGCGGGUACACCAUCCCUAAGGGAUCCAAGGUGGUGGUGAACGCGUGGUGGCUGGCCAACAACCCGGAGCUGUGGGAGAAGCCCGAGGAGUUCCGGCCGGAGCGGUUCUUGGGCGAGGAGAAGAGCGUGGACGCCACCGUGGGCGGGAAGGUGGACUUCCGGUUCCUGCCGUUCGGCGUGGGCCGGCGCAGCUGCCCCGGGAUCAUCCUGGCGCUGCCCAUCCUUGCGCUCAUCGUCGGGAAGCUCGUGCGGAGCUUCGAGAUGGUGCCGCCGCCCGGCGUGGACAAGCUCGACGUCGGCGAGAAAGGCGGACAGUUCAGCCUGCACAUCGCCAAGCAUUCCGUCAUCGCCUUCCACCCAAUCUCUGAAUGAACUGGGAGUGCUGCGGAUCAUUUCAGCGGAUGAAUGCUCCACUAUACAAUUGAUUUCGUUUUGAAUUUGGUAUACAAGUUACAGGAAAAUAUGUCAAGUUAUUUUACAGGUUUUCUUUUUCAAUCUUUCAGGAAUGUAAUUUCAAAAUUGACGUGUUACUGUCAUCCAACUAUAAAUGUGAGAUAGAUUCUGAAUAA